Nicrophorus vespilloides is the source of this 1614-nucleotide messenger RNA. RefSeq names its product transcriptional protein SWT1-like. NCBI's taxonomy places the organism in Eukaryota, Metazoa, Arthropoda, Insecta, Coleoptera, Silphidae. Gene Ontology annotation, cellular component: nucleus. The record is from RefSeq and is a predicted model, not a curated record. Bases 123 to 1559 code for a protein of 478 amino acids. The transcript has 7 exons.
UUGACAUUUAUUUGUAUGUAUUUUGUUGCAUUUAACCCAUGAAAUACAGUGGAAACAGGUGAAUAAGUGGAAAUAGUUACCAGCUUUUGGAAGUGUUAAGAGAUAAGUUAAUUAGUUGAAUAAUGGAUUUGGAACAUUAUCCAAAAAAGAAUAAUCGAAAAAGGAAACGCAAGAGGAAGAACAAAAAUAAUAGAGAACGUAUAAAAGAAGAACCUUUAAAUUAUUCGAGUAAUGAUGAGGCGUUUUUUGAAAAUAACAGAUCUAAAAUCAUGAAACUGUCCUUGGUUAAUUACGAAAGUCCUAGCUAUAAGAAACAAAUGGGAAAUUACAAUAUCAAUACUCAAUGUAAAACAAAUCCAAAAACAGGAAAUUCAACCAACUUUAACUUCUCUACUUAUAAUAAGAACAACAACAAUCCAUUCGAUUUUAAUAUGGUUACUUCAACAGAAAAUAAGAAAACAGUUAACAUACCUGAGACAAUUCUUAUAUCUUCGUUUGAUGAGUCUUUGCACCAAUUGGAUUUAUCCAACGCGUCUUUGAUUUGUAAUGCCAAUAGUGAUCAAGAUUUUGAUGAUGACGAGUUGAUGAUGGAAAUGGAACUUAAUUAUACUUAUAUACCAGAACAAUACCUGCUAGAAUAUAUUCAUUCUAUGAGUCAGACAAUGACUACAGAAUGUUCACCAAAUAAGAAAAAGACUACUUAUUUCAGUUUAAAUUAUGAGCCUGUACAAAAAACAAAUAGUAUAUAUAUUGUUAUUGAUACUAACAUGUUUAUAGACAAGUUGGAAACAAUCUCUAAUAUUUUACAAAUAUUAUUUUGUGACGGAACAUCACCCGUGAUAUAUGUUCCAUGGAUUGUUGUACAAGAAUUGGACAAUAUUAAAGAUGGAUAUAAUUUAAGCAGACCGCUAACUCAUCACUUACGAAAACAGUGUAGGAAAGCUAUACAAUUUAUAAAUGAUUGUUUGGUGGCUAAAAAGGGAAACUUUAUUGGUGAAUCGAUCAUGGAGUCAGCUACCACAACUAACAUAGAUUUAUCCUCAGAUGAUUCAAUUCUUAAGACGUGUCUUCGAAUGGCUCAGCAGAAAAUCACUAUAAUGUUGACAAGUAACUUAGAUUUAAGGAACAAAUGUAAUGGCAAAAACAUUUAUUCUUGUUGUCCUAAUACAGUUGUGAACUUUUUGCAUGGUUAUAAUAAGAAGACGUGUCAGAUGAAUGCAGUUCAUCAAAUCUCAAAAAGAUUGUCAUUACUUCUUUCCCUUAUGUUCAAUAUUCAAGGAAAAGAAGUCGACAAAAGGAUAAUCCAUGGAUCCUACGAUUUCAAAAUGUGCAUAACGUAUAUGAAGAACUUCAAAGAUGUUAUUUUCAAAAGCGAACUGUGCCGAAAAGUUGUUGACGAUCUGCAUGAUAUUUUAUGUAGAAAUAAGUUUAAUGAAAAGGGUUUGAUCGAAUCAUCACUUUCACUUCUGACAUAUCUGAAAAGUGAUGCAGAUAAGAAGUAUGGAUCGAUCAUCGACCGAUGCAUCGAAGAAGUAACCGAACUCAAGAAAAAACAUUGAGAAUUUAAUUUGUUAUUUAUUAUGUUAUUACAAAUUUUAUAUUUUAUUACAUAAA